Messenger RNA from Rangifer tarandus platyrhynchus (Svalbard reindeer), 1875 nucleotides. The record is from the annotation of a GenBank genome assembly. Lineage: Eukaryota; Metazoa; Chordata; Mammalia; Artiodactyla; Cervidae.
AUGGCCCCGCGGCGCCUCCUGUUGGUUGGGGAGGGGAAUUUCUCUUUUGCCGUCGCUCUGAGUGAGACCCUGGAUCCAAACACCAGUCUAACCGCCACCUGUCCCCAGCGCCCAGCGGACCUGGCCCAGGAUCUGGUGGUCCAAGAGAACCUACAGCGCCUGCGCGAGCGAGGUAACGAGGUACGCUUCGGUGUGGACUGCACCCACCUGGCAGAUGCCUUUGAACCGCAAGACAGAGAAUUUGAUCGAAUUUAUUUUAACUUUCCGCACUGUGGGCGCAAAGCUGGCGUAGCUAAGAACAGGGAACUGCUUGCCAAGUUUUUCCGGAGCUGUGCAGAUGUUCUUGCAGAGGACGGAGAAAUCCAUGUGGCAUUAUGUAGAGGACAAGGUGGGACUCCUGCUGAUAAGCCAAUGAGAGAAUGGCACAACAGUUGGCAAGUGGUUGCUAUGGCUGCUCUGGGGGGUUUCAUUUUAAGUGAUGUGCAUCCCUUCAGCUGUGAGGCUGUGCCAGGGUACAAGUGCACUGGAUAUAGGAGUCAAGAUAAGUCCUUUCAUAUAGAAGGGGCCUUGAACCAUAUCUUCACCCGGAGCUUACCCUUUGAAAGUUUGCAACCAAGAAUCUGUAGGAUCAAACUGGGUGACCAGUUUUUUUCUUUUCUGGAACCAGAAGUACUUGUAGGAAAACUGAACAGGGGCUUCCUAGAAGCACCUUCAUGUCAUCCUAUCAAGACCAUAAAUGAGAAACUCCUUGCUGAAUUGGGGAAAGCUUUUCCUCUAAAAAGGCUGAAGUGUUCGUCCCCUUUGCUGCCACAAGGAGACGCCAGUGUUCUCACAUCCCACAACCCUGACAUCCUAUCAACUGCCUUUUGGGUUACUGUCCAUGAAGAUAACUCAAACUUUGAGUCCCUGACUAGUGGGACAACACAAGACAUGGAGGACUUUGUAGUGUCAUUUUUAGAACUCAGCUUUCCCAAGAGCCCUAGAAGAGACAGGAAGGAAGAAGCUCAUGGAGGAACGUAUGGCCAGGCCCAGGUCUGCCUCAGACCUUCUCUUCUGGUUCACAUCCAGGCUGUAAUCCAAGCACCAGACUUUCUCCCUGGCUCUCUGCACAUCCUCAGUGGACCUGUCUUUCAGAGGUGCUGCAUCUCACCUUUCACGAUGCCAGCAUUUCACGAGACUUUGUAUAUCCUUGGAUUUAAUAAAAAUCUGAAGGACAGCUGUCUUCAAUCACUAUUGGAUCAUCUGAAGGGCAUUCUAGACAACCUUCUGACCCAGACAUGGCUGGAGGGCUCUGAGCUGAGCAGUUCAGUGGAAUUUGUCUUUCAGCCAACUGGGGAAAGAUAUAUGAUUACUGUGAAGUCUCAAAAUUUUGGCCCAGAUUGUGUUAAGGACCUGAUUAUUGGGUCUGUUACCACAUCUGCUACAAGCGUGAUACACAAAGACCAGUGUUUUGUGUGUGUGUCUAUGAACUUGGACCUCUUAUCUAUGCUUGUCUGGGGUAUCUCCGAUUGGAGGAUGCUGUGGACCUCUGAUAGUCGUUUCCUGAAGAAUUUUGCCCCUGGAAAAAUAGAACCCUUUAAAAGCUAUUCCCUGUAUCCUCCAUACUAUGUGCAUGAUAUUAGUUUUUGGUUAGAUGAAAAGAAAAGAUUUGAUGAAGUUGAGUUUCACACUCUGGCUCGAGCAGUGUCCCAGGACACCAUUAUAUCCAUACAAUUCCUUAGUCGUUUUCAGCAUCCAAAGACUGAACAGGUCAGCCUCUGCUAUAGACUGACCUACCAGGCCUGUGACAAGGCCCUGACCCAGCAACAGGUAGCAUCAAUGCAGUCCCAGCUUAGGAAGGAGAUUCAACAACGACUCCAUGUGACACCUCGGUAG